AUGGACGACGAUACUGAAGAUAAUGAUGCAUAUACUUUUGAGCUUAUGCGAAAUAUUGAGAAUGAAAUCAAAAAUGAAGUUAGAGAUCUUACUGAUCACAAUAGUGAUGAAGAUGAAAUUUUUGAUGAAACAGAAGAAAAUACUGAUGAUGAAGCUGAAGAGGAGACUUUACCGAGUAGAGAAGAUUAUUGGAAAAUGGAUUGGAAAUAUCUGCAACAUAGAAUUACCAAAUAUAUAACUUUAGUUCGGUUUGAACAACCUUUAUCUACACAUAUCUUAAAAGUUUCUAAAUCGAUAUAUUUACCAAAAUCGCAAGUUUCAAUCGAUGAAAUGGUCGCCAGAUUUCGAGAGAGAAGUAGUCAUAUAGUGCAAAUCAAAAAUAAACCUAUACCAGAAGGAUACAAAAUACCUUUGCUUUGUGAUUCAGAAUAUAUGUAUUGUUUUGUUUUUACUUCUCGUAUUGAAUCUGUAGAAUCUAAUUCUGAAAUUAAUUUAAUUCUGAAUGUUAAUAAAAUCAGUCAUAUGCGAAAAAAUAGGUAUGGUGGUUGCAGAACAGUAAGAACAAAUACAUCAAAGUUUCCUACUUGCUUAAAAAUAAAAAAAUUGCAGAAAUUAGAAUGGGAUACUCUUUCUGGUGCUGUUGUUAAUGAUGUUUUGGUUGUGUUUUGGAUGGAUAACAGGCCAGUAACAAUGUUAACAACCAUACAUGAAAUUUUAGAUGAUGAAAAUCGAAAAGUUCUUCCCAUACCUGCUGUAAUAGAUGAUUACAACUAUCAUAUGGGUGGUGUUGAUAUAGCCGACCAAUUAAGGGGCUAUUAUGGUGUACAAGUUCCUAAUUUGGUGGAAGAAUCACUUGAAAUGGGUCAAAAUUUACAUACACAGAAAAAAAUAGCAAUGAUUCAGUUAGGAUUACAGAAGGAUCAAGAUUUACAAAGAUCAUUUUAUGUUACAAAAAAAUUUGACUUACCUAUUGAAUAA
This is a messenger RNA of Cetraspora pellucida, 978 nucleotides long. The record is from the annotation of a GenBank genome assembly. NCBI's taxonomy places the organism in Eukaryota, Fungi, Glomeromycota, Glomeromycetes, Diversisporales, Gigasporaceae.